This is a messenger RNA of Exophiala bonariae, 933 nucleotides long. RefSeq lists its product as uncharacterized. Gene Ontology annotation, molecular function: NADP binding; 3-hydroxyisobutyrate dehydrogenase activity; NAD binding. Gene Ontology annotation, biological process: L-valine catabolic process. Lineage: Eukaryota; Fungi; Ascomycota; Eurotiomycetes; Chaetothyriales; Herpotrichiellaceae. The record is from RefSeq and is a predicted model, not a curated record. The transcript is spliced from 2 exons. Gene Ontology annotation, cellular component: mitochondrion. The coding region runs from base 1 to 933 and encodes 310 amino acids.
AUGGGGUUUCAUAUGGCUGGAAACGUGCGUAAGAAGAUGCCACCUCUUGCAACACUGCACGUAUUAGACGUCAACCACGAAGCAUGCGAGGAUUUUAAACUCAAGUUCGAUGCCUACGGGCCCGUCAAAAUCGCUAAUUCAGCGAGAGAACUGGCUAGUCAAUCCUCGACAGUGAUCUCGAUGGUUCCUAUGGACGAGCAUGCGCGAUCCGUAUAUUUGGACCCAGAUACGGGCAUUAUUGCCGCUACCACUGACAGUGAUCGUUUGAUACUGGAAAGCAGUACGAUAAGCAUAGGCACCACCCAAGAAAUUGGGCGGCAGAUCAUGGGCUCUGGAGCAGGGUACUACAUUGACACACCGGUUUCCGGAGGGGUUCGUGGUGCGGAAGCAGGAACUCUAUCGUUUUUCUUAGGCCACUCUGUUCGCACAGAUUCCAUCACACAGCGUAUCCGUGAAACAGUCUCAUGGAUGGGUGCUGCAGAUCGUAUCAACUUCUGUGGCAGCCUUGGUGAUGGACUAGUAUGCAAGAUCGUGAACAACUACAUUGCAUUGACAAACAUAGCUGUGGCUGCGGAAGGUCUAGCGUUUGGGCUGCGACACGGAGUUGACAAGAACAUACUAUAUCAAUCUGUUAAGGGCUCGAGUGGCGACUCAUGGGCUCUGAACUUUUCCAAUCCAGUCCCAGGUAUCGUUCCGGAAAGUGCUUCGAGCAACGGGUUCAAAGCUGGCUUCACGUCACGACUAUGCGCCAAAGACAUCGCACUGGGCAUCAAAGCAGCACACAGUGUUGGUAUCAACCCGAGGAUGGGGGAGAUAUCGGUAGACUAUUUCGAGAAGGUGGAUCAAGAUCCACAGACCACGGGUCUUGACGGUUCGUCUGUAUGGCUUUAUAUCAAUAAUGAAUCAAAGGGCUUCACAAGAGCCCAGCAGUAG